UAAGGGGGAGAGGAGGGACAGAGGGAGGGAGGCCAGAAGGGAGUGCCAACAAGUGCCCGCUCCUUGUUGGUGAUUUUCGUGUUGCCACUCGACUCCUUCAUUCCUUGAGAACACCUUGACCUCUCCUACUCACUUAAUCCGUCUCUCCUUCCCCGCCGCUUCACUCCUCCUCCCUCGCCCACUCAGCCUCCCUCGCUACCCUUGACGGCCGCCCCUCCCACCCCCCGCCCCCGGCCCUGCAUCGCGUUACCCGUGCCCGCCUGACUGCCCGUCCUCCUCGCCCAGCCGCCUGACACUCGCCCAGCGCCGGGGUGAGGCUGAGUGUGCCCUCCCGCCGCUGCUCCUGCUGCAGACUCGCCCAGUGUAUUUCUCGUCUGUGGCUGGUGCUCCGCGAAGGGUCACGACCUACACAGCAAGACUUGUUAGUGCGGCAAUGUGUCAGUGUGUGAGAAGAAUUAGUAUAGUGAAAUAAUUUAGUUUUUUUUACCGUUCGUGUGACACGUAUUAAGGUGUAAAAUAUCAUGGAAAAAAGAGAAACAAGUGAAAUAUAAUGGAAAUUGAAAAUAAUGUCCAUCAAAACUUCACUGUGGAAUCUUCCUUUGCGUGUGAGCUUAACAGUUAUAAAAGCUAUGAAAAUUGCAUUAUAGUGUAAAAUCCUAUCACUGAAAAUAAAUACCUGACCACGGACGGAUGCAGUGACCAAAUCUGCACAUGAAAUUUAGCGUGAAAUCCUCCUCCUCAAAACCUUUAACACAUAACUUGUCAGCGUGUUUAGCGUGAGUAGAACGUGUGGUGUGCUGGCGGGACUGAAGAGUGAAAAAGGAAGAUAAGGAGAAAAAGGAGGAGGGUGGAAAUAGGAGAUAGUUUUAUUCACGUGGAACAAAUGAAAAGGACAAGUUAAGAGUGAAGUAGAGUUGAUAUAGAUAAACAGAACGAGCAGAUGUGAGUGCGGCGAGUGAGGCUGAGCAGGACAGACAUAAAGGAAGCAGCUGUGUGAAGUCUGAUUGGGCCACCUGACUGCCCGAUUUACCUCAUGUUGACACGAGGGAUCGCCCGGGAGACCUGUCUGCUCUGAGGGACGGCAUGGUACAGGCUGUUGCGAGGGGCAGAGGCACCCCACCCCCACCCUCCCCUCCCCCACCAGCACAACAGGAUUACCUACACCACCAGAACUACAACCACGACGAGCCCUCCUCCUCACCCUACGCGUCACAUCACCAGCACCAUCACCACCAUCACCAUCGUCAUCACACCCGCCAUCUCGUCCCGACACAGGGUCACGCAGCCAUGGACACUCCAGGCGGCGGCUGUGACGACUUGGGAAGGACAGACGCUGGCACGGGAGGAGGCGAGGAAGGGAAGGGAAGCGGGAGCGGAGGCGUCACUUGGAACCACGAGACGAGAGGACAAGGAGGAAGCGAGACUGAAGGAGAACAGGGAGAGGGGGAAGAAGGAGGAGGUGUUGAGGGGAGCCCCGUGAUCCGCCUGCUCGUGCUCGGGGGCCACGCCGUCGGGAAAUCAGCCAUCACGGUCCGCUACCUCACGCGGCGCUUCAUCGGAGAGUACAAGUCACAAGUUGACAUAAUAUAUCGGCAAGCCAUUCAGAUGGAUGACUUUCACGUGGACUUGGAAAUCGUCGACAUCUCCGCGCGGCCGGGCGACAACACGCUGCCGACGAUGGAGAUCUGCCAGUGCGACUGUUACCUGGUGGUGUACAGCGUGGCGGAGCGGCACACCUUCCUCACCGCCAACCGACUGCUUCACGCCAUCUUCAGACUACGCCCGAACUGCCCUCGCCCCCCCAUCACCCUACUCGGGAACAAGCAAGACCUGGAACAUUCCAGACAGGUAAGCGCGGAGGAGGGAGCCACCACGUCCACUGUGUUCGGCUGCGACUUCGCUGAGGUGUCUGUGGCGGAGACCAGCGAGGACAUCGUGCCCGUCUUCACCUCUCUCAUCCGGAGGGCUCGAGCCGCCGCCUGCCUGUGUCCACUCUCCCCAGACUCGCGUCUCUCCGUCCUCCCUUCACCUUUGCCUUCCAUCUGCCGCCACGUGGACGGUCAGGCGUGCAGGCUUUGCUUCUACCGAGGGAAAGAACUGAGGGACUGGGGCAUUCUGCGCAGUGCCAGUCCGUGCCGGGCCCUGGGUGGUACAGAGACUGGCGUGGAAGGGACAGCCAGGGCAGAAGAAGACAGAUGCAGGAGAAGGAACAGCCGCAACCAGAGACAAGCCGCCAGGUCCCUCAGCUCCCCGCUGCAGAAAACUAAAAGCUUCUCGCCAGGUGACUCAGAGAAAGCUGCGCCCUUGGAACCUCAGUUGGGUUUACCAUUAUCACAAACUCCCGGAGAAACAAAACAAAGUACGCCGACACUUGUGAGACAGAACGCUCCAGUCACGGGCAAAGAAAAUGUGGACAAUAACGUACAAGGUUCCCUAGGACAUGCCGCGCUUGCUAGGUCCCUUAGUUCCCCUGGGGGAUGGAGCGAGCAGGAGCUAGGUAAUGAGGAAGAAAACUGCCAACUCACAGACAGACUCAUUAAGGGUUCUACCAAUGUGUUCACAAACUUAAAAGCUCAAGCCUCGACCAUGCCACUGCUGACGCGUGGACGUUCGUUCAUCAUGGACACACUCAGGCCGGACAAGAACCCCGAGUGCUACUGUGGCAUCCAGGGGCGCACGCGAUCCUUUAAAAGCAGCGGGAAGGUGGAGAUUGUCACCCUAAAAAAGACAGAAAUAAAACAAAACAAAGAUGACACAAACAGACUCCUCCCUGGCAAAGCUUCCGCCCACACACACCACGACAGCUUCUCGUCCAAGGCCUUUGCCAACAAGCUCCUGAAGAGGGACACCAACGGCAGCCACAGAGACCGACUGGAGGAGAAACAACCAUCCACUCUGUCCCUGCCGGCGGCGUCCAAGGCCUCUCGCUCCCCCCGGUGGCAUCCUAUCGACAGCAUGGACAAUUCGCUGGAGGAGGAGUGUCACUCGCCCACCAGCGCCCGGCAGAGAAAGUUUUCAGUCUUCGGGGUCGGCAGGGCCCUCGGGAAUUUCCUCUCCAAGGGCUCGCUACCAGACUUGCCCCGAGCCACCGCUAAUAUAUGUGACAAGUUCGGAUCUUUAAAAAGGACGAUAAAGAAGCGGUCAGUGUGAGGGAGUUUAAGCAAUGACUCUAGUACUGCCAUGUUCUGUGAUACGCUAGUGUGGCGCCCGGCACAGCACGACGGUCUUAAGUUCUGAGGGGCGAGUGUUAUGUGUUUAGCGGGAGUACAGUUGUUUGGAGGGUAUGGAAGCCUCAGUUACCACAGCAGUGAAAUAUGAGGUGUUUAUUGAGGGUCAGUCCAGACAAUACACGAGAAAUAAUCAGAGUGAAGUUUUAGUAUUGUUCUUGCUUCCUUGUUACCUCUGAAUCGCCACCACCACAAGCCAAAUCCGCAACCACCACCACCACCAAAAACACUAACUUAACUGUCACCACAACAACCGACAUCAGCAGUGUGGAAGUCCUCACCUCCAUCAUUACCACCACUCCCCUCCUCUCCCACCACCACCAAGUUCUGCCUUAGUGACAAAUUAUUACACGGCAUUACACGGGAGCUGCAGGACAGAGCAGAAUUCUAGUUUACAGGAAUGUUUAGUGUCUUUUUAAACAGCUUUAAUAAUAAACCAAUGCAGGAAAAGGUUCGUGAAGAGCCAGCAAUCAGGUUAUAGUGUUUGAGGGAUGUAUCACCAAGUUUUUUGUGUCGUAGCUAUCUUGGUUUUCGAUUGGGGGCUUUGGACAACUUUUAUUUUUCAUUCCAUUCACCUCCCUGAUGAACUGACCGACAAAUGAGAGUGGAAAGGCAGACGUGAGCUAAUGAAGACAUGACAAAAUAUGAGGGAAGUUAGACAAGGGCAUCCCUGAACCAAUAUUUGAUCUGUAGAUUUAAAACAUCUAUUGUUCAUAAAUAUUCUAUGCGCUUUUUGACAGGCAAACAUUAAUCGUAAGGUAAAAUAACACUCGACAGUUGGAACGAGUCGCUAGGUAGGGGGUGGCAGUGGUGGUGGAGGGGGUGGCAGUGGUGGU
Eriocheir sinensis (Chinese mitten crab) is the source of this 4063-nucleotide messenger RNA. RefSeq lists its product as uncharacterized. The record is from RefSeq and is a predicted model, not a curated record. The transcript is spliced from 7 exons. Gene Ontology annotation, molecular function: GTP binding; GTPase activity. Bases 1084 to 3150 code for a protein of 688 amino acids. Lineage: Eukaryota; Metazoa; Arthropoda; Malacostraca; Decapoda; Varunidae.